Messenger RNA from Phyllopteryx taeniolatus (common seadragon), 1451 nucleotides. RefSeq names its product cilia and flagella associated protein 144 (gene cfap144). Gene Ontology annotation, cellular component: ciliary base. The record is from RefSeq and is a predicted model, not a curated record. The transcript is spliced from 4 exons. Bases 158 to 535 code for a protein of 125 amino acids. Lineage: Eukaryota; Metazoa; Chordata; Actinopteri; Syngnathiformes; Syngnathidae.
GAGCAUGCAGCCUCACCGUGUGGUCUAAUUUUGUUAUUGCGGCACGAGGGUGAGUUUUCUGUUGCUUGGCAACGACCAUGCGUGAGACAAAAAUUUGCUUCACGGAUCAGAGGUUAACCUUUCAUUCUAUCAACUAAGUGCUGUAUGAAUUUCCAAAAUGGCCGGAAAAGAAAAAGAUGUGGUUUAUCAGAAUGCAAUUCUCGUCGAGAUGAUCCGCAAAGAGCAAAGACAACAAAGACUCCGCACUGAGUUUAACAUCAACCCACACCGAAAGUUACACAUCCUACCAGACAAACCCAUGUGCAGGAAACCACAAGAAGUGAUUCCAGAAAACUCGGAUUUCAUUGAAGCCUUCCACAAAGCUCGCCAGGAGCCAACUAAGAAAUAUGCGAUGCCAUUGACUGAAAGUCAGGAGAUUGGAUGGGUGUCCACAGUACUGAUCCCAACAAAUCGCAGCGACAACAGGCUCAAUUUUUUUCGACACAGCUCAGACAUCACCAAGCACCAAGAGUCUAUCCUUCGAUCUUCAAAAUAAACCCACAACAAAAGCAAUCACCACAAAGGAGAUUUUGGUAUGCAUAUAUACAUUCAACACACCCUUGUUCAAAUGCCAUGUUUUUAUGACGUGAUGAAAAAACGCGACCAAAAUAAAUCAUUCCAAAACUUUUUUUCACCAUUAAAGUGAUCUAUAACCUGUACAACUCAAAGAGGGGAAUUCAAAAUAACAUAUAUUGUGGCUGGAAAAAGGGCGCACACCCUCUGUCACUGGGGAUGUGCCUGUGUUCACAAUUAACCAACUACUGUAGGCAUUAAGUUUACCAUGAAACACAGCAAAGAAAGUCAUUAUCAAGCCGAGAAAAUAUGGCACAACAGUGACAUUAUCAAGAAAUGGACUUCCCUCCAAAUUGAUGAAAAGACGAGAACACAACUGAUCAGGGAGGCUGCCAAGAGGCCGACAGCAACAUUGAAGGAAUUGCAGAAAUUUCUGGCAAGUACUGGCUGUAAUGUUCCAUUCUCUUCAUAUAUCUGGGCUAUGGGAUUGGGUGGCAAGACAUAAAAAGACAAACGUCCAAGCACAGCUACAUUUUGCAAAUACAUGCUAGGAAUUUUCUAAAUAUGGGAAUAUGUGUUAUAGUCUGAUGACGCCAAGGUUCAACGUUUUGGCCAUAACUUUACAAAGCAUGUUUCACAUAAACACAGCACUGCUCAUCACCCAAAGAACACCAUACCUACAGUGAAGCACGAGGGUGGUAGCAUCAUGUUUUGGGGCUGUUUUUCUUAAGAUACAACUGAAGGGCGUUAGUCAAGGUGGAAGAAAUUAUGGACUGUUUCAAAACUAUUCAAUAUUAGCACAAAACCUUCAGUGUUCCACUGGAAAGAUGACAGUGACUUAAAGUAUGCAUCCAAAUCGACAAAAGAAUGGCUUCACCAGAAGAACAAGAUCUUAGAAG